ACACUUGCACUUACACACACUGUCGUACAAUGCAUAUCCCUGUUAUCAUUUAAUCAAACGGUCAAUAUCAAACCUAUAUCAUUUAAUCUAACGGCCAUCACAUCAACCGCGUUUACCCAUGAAAUCUUCUUCAUCCUCUCUUCUCUCUUAUACCCUCCUUGCCGCGCCCUAUUCUCUCUCUCUCUCUCUCAUUUUCCAGAUUCACUCUUUCUCUCUCUAAAACCGUUCUCUCUCUUCUCUCAUUCACCAUAACGUUUUCAUUCAUUAAGUUAAGUUAUAUAUAGAGAGUGUAAUAACAAUUAACCAACCGUUGAUUAAUUAAGAUGCAACAAACCAACGGUUCAGAUUCAUCAUCGCCGUCCGAGACGACGACGAACAAACAACAACGACAACAACCACCGGCACCGGUGGCGGUACCACAACAGUGGAUUCCGAUGCAGUAUCCAACAGCGGCGAUGGUAAUGCCACAUCACAUGAUGCCACCACAACAUUACGCGCCGCCUCCAUAUGUUCCUUAUCACCACCAUCACCAUCAGUUUCAGCAACCGUUGCACGUGCCACCACAUCAGCAUCAGAAUCAUCAGAAUCAGCAUGGAUCCAAUGGAGAGAAUAAGACUUUGUGGAUUGGUGAUUUGCAUAGCUGGAUGGAUGAGAGUUAUCUUCAUCGCUGUUUUGCUUCUACUGGAGAGAUUACCUCCGUCAAGGUUAUUCGCAAUAAACACAGUGGUAUUUCAGAGGGUUAUGGAUUUGCGGAGUUCUUUUCACAUGCCACAGCUGAGAAAGUUUUACAGAAUUAUGCUGGAAUUUUGAUGCCAAAUGCUGAUCAAGCUUUCCGUUUGAACUGGGCAACAUUUAGCACAGGAGACAAGGGAUCGGAUAAUGUUACUGAUCUGUCUAUUUUUGUAGGAGAUUUAGCUGCUGAUGUUACAGAUAGUGUGUUGCAUGAAACUUUUUCUAGUUCAUAUCCUUCUGUUAAAGCUGCUAAAGUUGUUUAUGAUGCCAAUACUGGCCGUUCAAAGGGCUAUGGAUUCGUCAGGUUUGGAGAUGAAAGCGAGAGAUCUCAGGCUAUGACUCAAAUGAACGGUGUUUACUGUUCUAGCAGGCCCAUGCGUAUCGGUGCUGCAACUCCAAGGAAAUCAUCUGGCCAUCAACCAGGAGGUCAGUCAAAUGGCACAUCCAGCCAAUCUGAAGCAGAUUCUACAAACACAACAAUAUUUGUUGGAGGACUCGACUCUAAUGUUACAGAUGAAGAUCUUAAGCAGACGUUCUCUCAGUAUGGUGAGAUAGCAUCUGUUAAGAUACCUGUUGGAAAGGGCUGUGGUUUUGUCCAAUUUGCAAACAGAAAUAAUGCUGAAGAGGCUUUGCAGAAGCUAAACGGGACAAUGAUUGGUAAGCAAACUGUUCGUCUCUCUUGGGGCCGCAAUCCAGCAUAUAAACAGUUUAGGCUUGACGUUGGAAGCUGGGCCGGGCCAUAUUUUCCAUCCCCUAUUUAUGAUGGAUAUGGAUAUGCAAUGCCUUCUCCUCAUCAUGACCCAAGUAUGUAUCCUCUAGCUUAUGGGGGUUACCCUAUUUAUGGAGGCCACUCACAACAAGUAAGCUGAUUGAAGGGCAUUGCAGGAGUAGCACUCAGAACAAGUUACAACAACUCUUAGAUGAGAAAAUUAUAUAUUCAUAUAUAACUUGUUUUGUGUGUUGAGUUCUUAAGAAUCCCCUCCUAAUUGUGGAGUGGAGUUGAAUUUUGAUAACAUGAGGUAGAACUGUAGGGAUUCAAUUAAUCGUUAUUUUAGACUUGUAGGAGUAAUUCUACCAAAAAGAAACAUGUAGGAGUAAUGAUUAUUGAGGAUUCGGAACUUAAUUAUCGGAAUAAUUAUCUUAAGAAUCACAGUGUGUGUGCUUGCUUGAAUA
Molecule: messenger RNA, 1905 nt
Organism: Medicago truncatula (barrel medic)
Lineage: Eukaryota; Viridiplantae; Streptophyta; Magnoliopsida; Fabales; Fabaceae
Product: polyadenylate-binding protein RBP47C
Exons: 6
Coding region: 324-1601 (425 amino acids)
Cellular component (GO): cytosol
Molecular function (GO): mRNA binding
Source: RefSeq, a predicted model, not a curated record